This is a messenger RNA of Diorhabda sublineata, 507 nucleotides long. RefSeq lists its product as uncharacterized. Gene Ontology annotation, molecular function: odorant binding. The record is from RefSeq and is a predicted model, not a curated record. Bases 106 to 483 code for a protein of 125 amino acids. NCBI's taxonomy places the organism in Eukaryota, Metazoa, Arthropoda, Insecta, Coleoptera, Chrysomelidae. The transcript has 2 exons.
GAAGGGGAAAUGGUUUAAACGAUAAUAUUAAAGUGAUUAUUCAGUAAUAAAGUUUCUAAAAAUCGGUUAAUCUGAAUUCAAAACUAACAGAAACUCAAAUUAUAAAUGAAAAUAAUGAAAUUUUCAACUUUUUGUUUAUUAUUUAUCGCUUUAACUUCGGCUGACGAAAAAACCAAGGAUCUAAUAGAAGGAUCAUUGAAAUCCUGCGGAGCCGAAAUCGAAGGUCCGAACGCAAUACGAAAAUUGGUCGUCGAAGAAAAUGCCGACGAAAAAAAAUUGGGGGCCGUCCUAUUUUGCGCCAAUAAAAAAAUCGGUCUGCAAUACGAAAACGGCGACAUAAAUCUCGAUGUCUUGGAAAAUCUAAUACAAGCCGGCAACAACGACCAAGAAACCGCCAAAAAAUAUUUGGAAUGCGGCAAAUCCGAAAGAACCACCGGCGAAGAAAAAGCCUUCGACUUUUUAAAAUGCCAUGAAACUAUUUGAUAAUAAAUUUCGUAUCCGACUAAA